Messenger RNA from Staurois parvus, 318 nucleotides. The record is from the annotation of a GenBank genome assembly. Lineage: Eukaryota; Metazoa; Chordata; Amphibia; Anura; Ranidae.
CUAUUCCUCACACUGACACUAAUGAUGGGGCACUAUUCCUCACACUGUCACUAAUGAUGGGGCACUAUUCCUCACACUGACACUAAUGAUGGGACACUAUUCCUCCCACUGAUACCAAUGAUGUGCCCCAUCAUUGGUGUCAGUGGGAGGAAUAGUGCCCCAUCAUUGGUGUCAGUGGGAGAAAUAGUGCCCCAUCAUUGGUGUCAGUGGGAGGAAAAGUGUCCUUUCAUUGGUGUCAGUGACACCAAUGAGGGGGCACUAUUCCUCCCACACUGACACUAAUGAUGGGGCACUAUUACUCCCACUGACACCAAUUAU